Molecule: messenger RNA, 1047 nt
Organism: Paramuricea clavata
Lineage: Eukaryota; Metazoa; Cnidaria; Anthozoa; Malacalcyonacea; Plexauridae
Source: the annotation of a GenBank genome assembly
AUGGUUGAAAACCCUGAAGCUCAAACUGUAGCAAAUGAGGAAGAAGAACGGGAAGCAAUAGAAAGCUAUUUUCUUGCAGGAUACAGAUACGAAACGAUUUUAUGUUUUUUGUCGAAAUAUCAUAGCAUUAAUCAUUCAAUGUCAACACUGAAGAGACGGUUAAGGGAAUAUGGCCUGAAAAGGGAAAAUGCUGUUGACAUUGAUGAUAAUGAUAUCGUUGAAGCCAUUCAACAAGAAUUACAAGGUCCAAGUUGUCUGUCAGGGUAUCGAAGUAUGUGACAUACCCUUCGACUCAAAUACGGACUGUGUGUUCCAAGAGACAAGGUUCAGAGGAUUUUAAAGGAGCUUGACCCAAACGGCACCGAAGAACGAAAGCGGCACCGGCUUAAGAGGAGGACAUAUAGAUCGAAUGGCCCAAAUGAAUGUUGGCACGUCGAUGGUUAUGAUAAACUAAAACCAUUUGGCUUUCCAAUACAUGGAGCAGUCGAUGGAUAUAGUAGACGUGUUUUGGGUUGACAAGAACUAACAAUAAUCCAGUUGUAAUAGCCAACUAUUAUCUGGAAUGUGUAAAGGAACUUCAAGGUUGUCCUUGACUUUUAAGAACAGAUCCUGGAACUGAGAAUGGCACGAUGGCUGCCAUGCAGUGUUAUGUAAGAGCAAACGAUGAUGAUGAAAUCUUAUGGCUCUUCAACUAGCAAUCAACGAAUCAAAUGCUGGUGGUCUCAUCUUAAAAAAAGCCACACAACUUGGUGGAUAAACUUCUUUAAGGAUCUACGCGACAGAGGGGUGUUCUUGGAUGGAAACUCAUUUCACAUAGAAUGCCUAUGGUUUUGCUUCAACGAAGUCAUUCAGCAAGACUUGGACUUUGUCAAGCUACACUGGAAUACACAUCACAUUUGACCUUCGAGACAUGAUACCAUCCCAGGAAAACCUGAUGAGUUAUUUUUCCUUCCAGAACAUUCAGGAGGUGAAGAUCAACUAAUACCCAUUCUUCAAACACAGGUAGAUGAUGUUGUUUCUCAUUACCUUAUAACAUUUUCAGAAUAA